ACCAGAAGCUCAUGUGGACUGGGGUACGAGAGAUUCUUCAUUUCCAUUGUUGGCGCGAGGAUGACUGAUUGCUGACAAUUAAUAUCUAGUUGACCCUGUUGAUCUUCUUGGUCAUGAGCCAAAUGCCUUUGUAUGGUAUUGUGUCUUCAGAUACCUCCGAUCCCCUUUACUGGCUGCGUAUGAUGUUGGCCAGUAACCGUGGUACGUUGAUGGAGCUGGGUAUCACCCCUAUUAUUUCUUCAGGCAUGGUUUUCCAGCUUCUUGCCGGAACCCACUUGAUCGACGUCAACCUCGACCUCAAGACCGAUCGUGAAUUGUAUCAAACUGCCCAGAAGCUUUUCGCCAUUAUCCUGUCCUUCGGCCAAGCUUGUGUAUACGUGCUCACCGGUCUCUAUGGUCAGCCUAGCGAUCUCGGCGCCGGCAUCUGUGUUCUUUUGAUAGUGCAGUUGGUCGUAGCUGGCUUGGUUGUUAUUCUACUCGACGAAUUGCUCCAAAAAGGUUACGGUCUUGGAAGCGGUAUUUCUCUCUUCAUUGCCACCAACAUCUGCGAGUCCAUCGUCUGGAAGGCCUUCUCUCCCACCACCAUCAACACUGGUCGUGGCCCUGAGUUUGAGGGUGCUAUUAUUGCUCUUUUCCACCUGCUCUUGACCUGGCCCGACAAGCAGCGUGCUUUGCAGGAGGCUUUCUACCGCCAGAAUCUUCCCAACGUCAUGAACCUCUUGGCUACCCUCCUUGUUUUCGCCGCUGUCAUCUACCUCCAGGGUUUCCGUGUUGAGAUUCCUGUCAAGUCGUCCCGUCAGCGUGGCAUGCGUGGUUCCUACCCCAUCCGCCUGUUCUACACCUCCAACAUGCCCAUUAUGCUCCAGUCAGCUCUCUGCUCAAACGUUUUCCUGAUCAGCCAGAUGCUGUACUCUCGUUUCUCUGAUAACCUGCUGGUCCGUCUCAUUGGUGUCUGGGAGCCUCGUGAGGGAUCAGCUCAACUUUACGCUGCCUCUGGUAUUGCUUACUAUAUGUCUCCUCCUCUCAACUUCAAGGAGGCUCUCCUGGACCCUGUGCACACUGCUAUUUAUGUGGCUUUCAUGUUGGUUGCUUGCGCCCUCUUCUCUAAGACCUGGAUCGAAGUGUCCGGUUCUGCGCCCCGUGACGUUGCCAAGCAGCUCAAGGACCAGGGUCUCGUCAUGGCUGGUCACCGUGACCAGAGCAUGUACCGAGAACUCAAGCGUGUUAUCCCUACCGCCGCCGCCUUUGGUGGUGCCUGCAUUGGUGCAUUGUCAGUUGCUUCGGACCUUCUCGGGGCCCUAGGCAGCGGUACCGGUAUUUUGCUUGCCGUCACUAUUAUUUAUGGGUACUUCGAAAUUGCUGCCCGAGAGGGUGACUUCGGUCAGGGUCUCAAGGGACUUGUCCCUGGCAACUAAGCAGUGACAUGACUACAACCACCCUUGUUUAUUAAUGAAUUUUCAUGGGAAAAUAGGUUGCAUUUGUUCUUUAUAAACUUGAUUCUUCUACUACACUUCAGAUUGGCGGGUUUUCUACUGUUGUGGCUUCAUUUUAUCGAUCGGUGUUGGGAAUGCUAAACAAUCCAUCUCUAUGCAAAAGCAUAGAAUUUGUUGAAGUACCUCAAGAGAUGCGAAGAAAAAAGUGUCAUGCCGCAAUUGUAUAUUACUUAUAUAUUGUCCAUCUGUGUUUGUAUCAUUAUAUAAGUUGACGCGAAGGCCAAGGUGAAAAAAUAAAGUAAUUUAGUGU
Molecule: messenger RNA, 1743 nt
Organism: Talaromyces proteolyticus
Lineage: Eukaryota; Fungi; Ascomycota; Eurotiomycetes; Eurotiales; Trichocomaceae
Product: SecY subunit domain-containing protein
Exons: 3
Coding region: 114-1415 (433 amino acids)
Biological process (GO): post-translational protein targeting to membrane, translocation; SRP-dependent cotranslational protein targeting to membrane, translocation
Cellular component (GO): membrane; Sec61 translocon complex
Molecular function (GO): signal sequence receptor activity; transmembrane protein transporter activity; ribosome binding
Source: RefSeq, a predicted model, not a curated record